Molecule: messenger RNA, 1623 nt
Organism: Liolophura sinensis
Lineage: Eukaryota; Metazoa; Mollusca; Polyplacophora; Chitonida; Chitonidae
Product: cytoplasmic polyadenylation element-binding protein 1-like
Exons: 12
Coding region: 1-1623 (540 amino acids)
Biological process (GO): negative regulation of cytoplasmic translation
Cellular component (GO): nucleus; cytoplasm; neuron projection
Molecular function (GO): translation factor activity, RNA binding; mRNA regulatory element binding translation repressor activity; mRNA 3'-UTR binding
Source: RefSeq, a predicted model, not a curated record
AUGGCCUUGAGGUUAGAACGUCCUCCUCAAGGUAGGAGGAACGUCCGCUUCAGGGGCGGUAGAUCCAGGCCGGAUAUCCCUGAGCUGUCCGUACAAGAACUGGACAGCUUAUACAACCAUGCGUUGACUGGUCAGUCUCAGCCAGUGAACGCUAAUAUGGAUGUGUUCAAAAGGAUAAAUGCUCUGCUGGACAACUCGCUGGACCUGUCCUCUAUCUCUUCCUCCAGUAUGUCAGCUGACCAGUACAAUCACAACAAGAGCAAGAGAUUUUCCACCUUUGAUGGCAUGUCUCAAACAGGGCGGUUACCAGCCUCUGUGACACCACAGAGACAAGGGAGAGCCAUUAAAGGUGACCAGACGCCCACAAACCUCAAUUACUCCAGUGACUACGGCUCCCUCUCCCCCUCCCCUCCCACCUCCCUCCACGAGUGCAUAAUGUCCCCAGUGGAGAAGGCUCUGGUGUCAGCCAUCAAUGGUGGUAACCGUAACUUGAGGAGUCCCUCGCCCUGUGAUUCAGAGACCAGCGUUGUCAACAGUGUGGACGGGUCUACAGGAUCAGACAAUGCACUUGUCGACCUGCUGAGUGCCCUGAACCUGGGUAGUCAAGCAGCCAGUAACUGUUUGCCUCAGAUGAACACGAAUUGGGGUUACCACCAGCAGUUUGCCCCCCUUCCUCCUCAGAACUACAACAACCUGGUGCUGCCUGGCCAAGAGGUUGUACUGGACCAGCGUUGGAACCCAUUCUUGAACACAAGUACUGACCCAUACGCCAUCGAGAAGGCAGCCCGUCUCCAUAGAAAUGCUGCAGCGCUAUGUGAUGCCAAGUGUACAUGGAGUGGACAGCUUCCGCCAAAAGCACAUAAAAACCCUACCUAUUCAUGUAAAGUGUUUUUGGGUGGUGUGCCCUGGGACAUUCAAGAAACUGGGUUGAAGGCAGCUUUCAGUAAGUUCGGCAGUAUGAAGAUCGAAUGGCCAGGCAAAGAUGGAUAUGUGUACCUCCUGUUUGACUGUGAGAAAUCCGUCCGAACUCUGCUCCAAUCCUGUACACACGACUUCAGUAAUGGCGGAGGAUACUAUUACAAGAUUUCAAGCCGGAGAAUGAGAUCCAAAGAGGUACAGGUAAUCCCGUGGGUCCUGGGAGAUGCUAACUACGUUCGUCAACCCUCUCAAAGACUGGAUUCCAAGAAGACUGUAUUUGUGGGCGCGCUGCACGGAAUGAUGACCGCAGAAAGCCUGGGUAAUAUCAUGAACGACCUGUUCGGCAACGUGCUGUAUGCUGGCAUCGACACUGACAAGCACAAGUAUCCAAUUGGGUCCGGUCGAGUGACAUUUAGUUCUCAGAAGAGUUACAUGAGAGCCGUAGAGGCAGCAUUUGUUGAAGUCAAGACUGCCAAAUUCACUAAAAAGAUUCAAAUCGAUCCCUACCUGGAGGAUUCUCUCUGCAGCAUGUGCAAACUUCAACAAGCGCCAUUCUUCUGCCGUGACCUGGCUUGUUUCAAGUACUUCUGCCGGUCCUGUUGGCACUGUCAGCAUGCCGUGGGUCUGUCUCGACAGCACAGUCCUCUCAUGAGGAAUACCAAGAAGUGUGCUAACCCCGCCGGUGCCAGCCUUGGCAUUCUCUAA